Messenger RNA from Seminavis robusta, 1745 nucleotides. The record is from the annotation of a GenBank genome assembly. NCBI's taxonomy places the organism in Eukaryota, Bacillariophyta, Bacillariophyceae, Naviculales, Naviculaceae.
UUAACCGCCACCGCUUCCGCGUAUUUUGGCUCAGAUCUCGAGACUUCACAUCCAAAUCUCACUUUUUCUCACUUUUGCAAUUUGUUGUGCUUUGAAGAUGAAGGGUUUGGCAAGAAUACUUUGGCUGGUGGCUCUAUUUCAUCAAUCCAAUAUUGCUGUAUCAAAACUCGGGGAACCGAUACUGACAAGAGCGUCCAAUGAAACUAGCGCUGAGGCACUACCAAAGGCAAUAGUCGUUCCCAAGGAGAAGCGAAAACUUCAGAGCCUUGUUGGUCUUGGCGGGCGCCCCGCCAGUCAAUUCAUUCCCCUUGGGUUGUGCCAAGGCGACUGUGACAACGACGGCGAAUGUGACAAGGGGCUGCGCUGCUUCAAGCGAAAUGCCCACGAUCCUGUUCCAGGUUGCGACGGCGGGGAGAGUUACAAUGCGGGAACAGAUUUUUGUAUCCCAGUAGGCGGAACAGGAACAGGAACAGGAACUACAACAAUAAGCAAUCCGUCGCCCCCUUCUGCUCGUGCCUCCGCGAGGAAUGGUGGUAGCAUGGGUCUCUGCGAUGGAGACUGUGACGGUGAUUCGGACUGUCAGAAUGGGCUCGUCUGCUUCCAGAGAAGUAGAGGGGACCCGAUUCCACCGGAAUGCCCAAGCUUGAAUCGGGGCACGCAAAUCGAUGUGUGUGUCCCAGCUCCUACUCAAGCUGCUCCAGCUCCAACACCAGCUGCUCCAGCUCCAACACCAGCUGCUCCAGCUCCAACACCAGCUGCUCCAGCUCCAACACCGAGUGGCCCAGCUAUGGGAGUCUGUCAAGGUGAUUGUAACACAGACUCGGACUGUCAGAGCGGCUUGAUAUGCUACCAGCGGAACUCAGGCGAGCCCAUUCCCCAGGGUUGCUCUGGUAAUAUCAACAGCCCAGAAGACUUUUGCUUUGACCCGCACAACCUGGAAGACUACUCAGAAGAACAGGACGCAGGGGGAGGUUCACUAACCAAUCCCUUCCAUCUCAAGAUGUACUGGGAAGAGGGGUACACUUGGCAAGAUGAAACCAUUGAACGCAAAUGGUGCGUCAUGCGCGACUAUAAUGGCUACCCAGGACGAGGCAAAUGCUGGUACGGUCUCGAUACAAGACCCUGCAACCCCUAUCACGUCUAUACGGCCAGGUGCAACAAUGACGAUCGGCAACAAUGGCAAUUUGAACUCGUCAACGACUCGGAAGUACUCAUCAAGGCGUACGGAUUGAACUAUUGCCUGCAACGUGUGGGUGUCGAGAUUGAAAUGCGAAUUUGCAAUAGCGGUCUGGUGACGCAACGUUUCUUUGCCAUUCGCGGUGGAUUCAAUGAGUACCGAUUCGAAAUCAGCAUGAAGACGUCCACGAGGUAUUGCUUUAACCAGGCCCAUCACCCCAAGGCAGGAGAAGUCAUGGCCAUGUAUCCGUGUUCUCGUACUCGUGAUCCCGAGCACCAGACGUCGUGGUGGGAGUUGGCGUAGGCAACGAAACAAGCAAGAAGCCCCUUGUGUACAGAAUUUUUAAGAGGGCUCUUUUGAAAAUGACCUAUUGAUGUGAUGCAGGAAACAUUGUAUUGGACACCAGGCUAUAGACAAAAAACAAACAAACCACAAUCAAAGCGAGCGCCGAACAGGAACGUUCUUGGCAGUCUCCUGAAAGAAAUACUCAUUCACAACACCAAUUCACACCCCACUUGGUGUUUCAUAAUUUUAUUUAUUGAUAAGUGAUUACUGAUUCUCUACCGGU